AUGAGUACCGACGGAAAUGUUAGCAACAAUGAAACACUGCAGUCGCUGUUGGAGAUAUUAGUGAAUAACGCAAUACAAGGAUCAACCAUUAACAAUGCCUAUCAAAUCAUGCCAGACCUAUCGCAGGCCAUCGGUGAUUUUAACGGCGAAUGCGAAAUUGGAGGAGAAGCCAUGGCAUGGUUAGACAACCUGAAUGCCACAGCAACGCUGCACAAAUGA
Macrosiphum euphorbiae (potato aphid) is the source of this 219-nucleotide messenger RNA. NCBI's taxonomy places the organism in Eukaryota, Metazoa, Arthropoda, Insecta, Hemiptera, Aphididae. The record is from the annotation of a GenBank genome assembly.